Molecule: messenger RNA, 686 nt
Organism: Aphanomyces astaci
Lineage: Eukaryota; Oomycota; Saprolegniomycetes; Saprolegniales; Verrucalvaceae
Exons: 4
Coding region: 18-554 (178 amino acids)
Source: RefSeq, a predicted model, not a curated record
AAACGAAUCCCGACAAGAUGGACAACUAUGGGUCACUGCAUCGAAUUGUGGCCAAGUCCAGCGUCGAUUUCAUCUUGAAUCCCUUCCACGAACAAUCACAAGGGGAAGUCAUAGGGUCCUUGGAGUACCUACUGGGGGGCCGCCGCCCAGCGCAGCUGGAAUUGGUUGAACCAUCACAGAGCCCAUGCUUGGCAGUGCCGACUAGCGUCACUCAUCGCAACAAGUGCAGCGUUGAAGAGUGCACAACUGCCGCCGUGAGCAAGGGACGAUGCGUUCGACAUGGGGGCGGCACGAGGUGUUCGGUGGCCGGAUGCACAAAGCGAACUAAGCGGUUCAAUCGAUGCUACUUACACGGAGGGUUUGUGUUGUGCUCGACAGAAGGUUGUAGUAGCAAAGCCAAACGGUAUGGCCGGUGUUGGGCUCAUGGCGGAGGCGCACAAUGCAGCGAAGAAUCGUGCUCGAAACUCGUGGCAAAAGGAGGUCUUUGCUGGUCCCAUGGUGGAGGUAUGCACUUGUGGAAUCCAAUGCAUAUACAGUGUGCUUUAAUACUGUAAUAAACCAUCAUCGGCGUAGGACAUCGUUGCCGCGCCAGUGGCUGCGAAAGAAGAUCAUAUAAGCGGCAGCAGUAUUUGUGUGAUCAACAUGCAUAAUCUUUUAAUUGACGUUACGCCCAAUAUAGAUGAUGU